GAAUUGACAAGGAGCAAGUAAAGUAGCAAAUCCGCAGGAAAAGUGAGGGUAAAAGUGUCAUUUCCACCACCACCGCCGCACCAGUUUCUUCUUCAUCUCCUACGUCUGAUUCUGAAAUUGAAUAAUCGGGAGACGAAGAAAGAUAAAAGGGUCUAAUCUUGUGCUUUUAGAUUCAUUUUAGGAAAGAUCUAGUAGUUGUUGGAUUCGUUUAACGAAAGUGGAUUUGGUACGAGUCUUUAGGUUUCCAUCUUCACCAAAAGCUCUAUAUAGAAAGAAUCUGCGAGCUCAAUUUCGUAGGAACUAGGGUUCGUGUUUCUUGGUAAAGAUAGAAUCAAUGACGGAGGUUGUUCUGCACAUAUACGAUGUGACGAACAGUGGAUCGGAGAAGACUAACAACACCAUUGUUCAGAUCAAUAGGUUCUUCAAAGACGGGAUCGGUCUUGGCGGUAUAUUCCACAGCGCUAUUCAGGUAUAUGGAGGUGAUGAAUGGUCUUACGGGUAUUGUGAACAAGGAACUGGUGUAUUCAGCUGCCCUAGUGGAAAGAAUCCAAUGUACACAUACCGUGAGAAAAUCGUCCUAGGAAAAACAGAUUGCACAAUCUUCAUGGUAAAUCAGAUGUUGCGUGAGCUCAGCAGGGAAUGGCCAGGACACACUUAUGAUUUGUUAUCAAAAAAUUGCAAUCAUUUCUGCGAUGUACUCUGUGACCGGCUUGGUGUGCCAGAGAUCCCAGGUUGGGUGAAUCGGUUUGCUAAUGCUGGUGACACAGCCUUGGAAGUGGCAGGAAACACAGCGAUGCGGAUGAAGCAAGCCAAAACUGAACUCGUUUCAGCUAGUAAAGUGGCGUAUCGCUUCCUCUCGAAUGUUACAUCGAACGUAACCAAUGGCUCCAAUGGCUCUCCUCAACGAUCGGGAACUCUCAACAAUUCAGACAGCGGAAACUUGAGAUUGCAAGGUAGUUGGCUCAAAGGCUUACUUAACACAGCCAAACCCUCCACAAGUACAGAGAUAGGGAACAAAGAGGAAGAUGCAAAUCAUGCAAUCACCAGUCAGAAGAAACAAAGCCGUGACUCUGAUGUUCUACUGUUUCAGUAGCAACCGUACCGAUCCACCACAAUGCAUUCGGUUAGCUGUAUAUCCACCGGUCCAAAAGUCACACGCACUAGUCUCCUCGUCUGUACCCAUUACUUUGUAUCAACGCUGGAAUCCAUCAUUUUUUUCCCUGCGUUUUUAGCUCAAAUGUGUGCUUUUGUUAAGAUCAUUCUCGGUUGUUACGGUCA
Arabidopsis lyrata subsp. lyrata is the source of this 1278-nucleotide messenger RNA. RefSeq names its product deSI-like protein At4g17486. NCBI's taxonomy places the organism in Eukaryota, Viridiplantae, Streptophyta, Magnoliopsida, Brassicales, Brassicaceae. The coding region runs from base 335 to 1093 and encodes 252 amino acids. Gene Ontology annotation, molecular function: deubiquitinase activity. Gene Ontology annotation, biological process: protein deubiquitination. The transcript has 4 exons. The record is from RefSeq and is a predicted model, not a curated record.